UGGUUCGAUGACAGGGCCUGGUACCCACUGGGCAGGAUAGUGGGGGGCACGGUUUACCCAGGUCUGAUGGUAACAGCUGGUCUCAUCCACUAUGUUCUAAACCUGCUCCACAUCACGGUGCACAUCAGAGACGUGUGUGUGUUCCUGGCGCCCGUCUUCAGCGGCCUCACGUCCAUCUCCACCUUCCUGCUGACCCGCGAGCUCUGGAACCAGGGGGCAGGGCUUCUGGCGGCGUGCUUCAUCGCUAUUGUCCCCGGUUACAUCUCCCGCUCCGUGGCGGGCUCCUUCGACAAUGAGGGCAUCGCCAUCUUUGCCCUCCAGUUUACCUACUAUCUAUGGGUGAAAUCAGUGAAGACUGGGUCAGUGUUCUGGGCCAUAGGCUGCUGCCUCUCAUACUUCUACAUGGUGUCUGCAUGGGGAGGCUACGUCUUCAUCAUCAACCUGAUCCCUCUCCAUGUGUUUGUCCUGCUGCUAAUGCAGCGAUACAGCAGACGAGUCUACAUCGCUUACAGUACGUUCUACAUCGUUGGUCUGGUGCUCUCCAUGCAGAUCCCCUUUGUGGGGUUCCAGCCAAUCAGGACCAGCGAACACAUGGCUGCAGCAGGUGUGUUUGCGUUGCUCCAGGCCUAUGCCUUCCUCCAGUACCUGAAAGACAGACUGACCAGACAGGAGUUCCAGACCCUGUUCUUCCUCGGGGUCUCUCUGGCUGCUGGGGCAGUCUUCCUCACUGUUAUAUACCUGACUUAUACAGGACACAUCGCUCCUUGGAGUGGUCGAUUCUAUUCACUGUGGGAUACAGGGUAUGCUAAGAUCCACAUCCCCAUCAUAGCGUCUGUGUCGGAGCACCAGCCCACCACCUGGGUCUCGUUCUUCUUCGACCUCCACAUCCUGGUCUGUACCUUUCCUGCUGGACUCUGGUUCUGCAUCAAGAACAUCAACGACGAGAGAGUCUUCGUGGCCCUGUAUGCCAUCAGUGCUGUCUACUUUGCUGGAGUGAUGGUCCGUCUGAUGCUGACCCUGACCCCUGUAGUGUGUAUGCUGUCAGCUAUAGCCUUCUCCAGCGUGUUUGAACACUACCUAGGGGACGACAUGAAGAGGGAGAGCCCUCCCAUAGAGGACAGUAGUGAUGAGGACGACAAGAGGAACUCUGGAAACCUCUAUGAUAAGGCAGGGAAGGUCCGUAAGCACGUCUCAGAGCAGGAGAAGACAGAGGAAGGUCUGGGGCCCAACAUUAAGAGUAUCGUCACCAUGUUGAUGUUGAUGCUGCUCAUGAUGUUCGCUGUCCACUGCACCUGGGUUACUAGUAACGCCUACUCCAGCCCUAGUGUGGUGCUGGCCUCUUAUAACAACGAUGGGUCGAGGAAUAUUCUAGAUGAUUUCCGCGAGGCCUACUAUUGGCUAAGGCAGAACACAGAGGAGCAGGCCAGAGUGAUGUCGUGGUGGGACUAUGGCUAUCAGAUAGCAGGGAUGGCCAAUCGGACCACGCUAGUGGACAACAACACCUGGAACAACAGUCAUAUAGCACUGGUGGGCAAGGCCAUGUCGUCCCAAUGAGAGUGCAGCGUAUGAGAUCAUGAGGUCUUUGGACGUGACUAUGUGCUUAUU
Oncorhynchus nerka (sockeye salmon) is the source of this 1605-nucleotide messenger RNA. RefSeq names its product dolichyl-diphosphooligosaccharide--protein glycosyltransferase subunit STT3B. Gene Ontology annotation, biological process: post-translational protein modification. Gene Ontology annotation, cellular component: membrane. Gene Ontology annotation, molecular function: dolichyl-diphosphooligosaccharide-protein glycotransferase activity. The transcript has 12 exons. The coding region runs from base 67 to 1554 and encodes 495 amino acids. The record is from RefSeq and is a predicted model, not a curated record. Lineage: Eukaryota; Metazoa; Chordata; Actinopteri; Salmoniformes; Salmonidae.